Solanum tuberosum (potato) is the source of this 742-nucleotide messenger RNA. RefSeq names its product putative phytosulfokines 6. The transcript has 3 exons. The record is from RefSeq and is a predicted model, not a curated record. NCBI's taxonomy places the organism in Eukaryota, Viridiplantae, Streptophyta, Magnoliopsida, Solanales, Solanaceae. Gene Ontology annotation, molecular function: growth factor activity. Gene Ontology annotation, biological process: cell population proliferation. Bases 164 to 469 code for a protein of 101 amino acids. Gene Ontology annotation, cellular component: extracellular region.
UGAUUGCAAUUCCAUGAAAGGAUUAAUAGUGCGCCUUUUUGCAUGUUAUAUAUACAAGACACGUUUUCUUUCCACAACCCCUCAAUUUAUACUAUAUCUUUCUCUCAAUUUUUCAAACCUAAAAUUAACAAAGCUAUAAUUUGUAGUACUACUUAUCAUACUCAUGAUGAAGCAAUUAAGCAUAUCAUGUUUUCUUGUAUUUCUCAUCAUCUUCCUCUUUGUCUUCCUUUCACCAGCAUCAUCUUCACGUUAUUUCUUAUCAACCAGAAGUGAAGUGAAAGAGUAUGUAAAGCAUGGGAAAGUCAACUUUCCGUUAUAUUCAGUUGACCACAUGGAAACCAACGAUAGCCUAAAUAAGCUUAUGGGGUUGGAAGAAUGUGUUGAAGAAGAUGGAGAAUGCAUGAAGAGAAGGGUAGUUGCAGAAGCUCAUCUUGAUUACAUCUACACUCAAGACCAUAAUCAUCCUUGAUAAUUAAUAUAUUUAAUCCUUUAAGCUAGCUAGUGUUGUCAAUAAAUUAAAAGGACUAGCUAGAUAAGCUUUAAAGACCUUUUAUUUUCCACAUUAAAUAAUCUUCCUACCUAAUUUUUCCUUUUUGGUGCCAUUUCUUUUUCUAAGUUCUAUGUUUGACAUACAAAUGUGGUUUUUAUUUGUUUCAUCCCAAAAAUCUAAACUUGUAACUUUUACUUGUUUAUGCUGGACUUUGCAUACUCUCUUAAGAAAGUAAGUACAUAUUUUAUCUUA